Capsaspora owczarzaki ATCC 30864 is the source of this 4696-nucleotide messenger RNA. RefSeq names its product E1-E2 ATPase. The transcript has 8 exons. The coding region runs from base 45 to 4619 and encodes 1524 amino acids. Gene Ontology annotation, biological process: endocytosis; phospholipid translocation; retrograde vesicle-mediated transport, Golgi to endoplasmic reticulum. The record is from RefSeq and is a predicted model, not a curated record. NCBI's taxonomy places the organism in Eukaryota, Filasterea, Ministeriida, Capsasporidae. Gene Ontology annotation, cellular component: endosome; trans-Golgi network; plasma membrane. Gene Ontology annotation, molecular function: magnesium ion binding; ATP binding; ATPase-coupled intramembrane lipid carrier activity.
UUGGCGACCAAGUUGCGCACUUCUCUCGACUUGUUACAUCUCCAAUGACAUCGCGCUCGUCGCGCUCUGACGCUGCGUUCUUUGGAGGAGGAGCAGCCCGAGGGUCGAGCGGCUCGGGUGGCGGCGAAUGGCGGCGCGCUGGUGCAGCAGCAUCAGCAUCAGCAGCAACACCUGGCCGCCGCACCAAGAUGUACCAGUCGCACCAACGCGGGAUGCUGCUCCUGGACGACGACGAGUUCAAGAGCGACUCCAGCUCCGUGCUCCGCGGCUACGACGGCGGGUUUGGCGAUGACGAGGACGACAACGACAACGACGAGGACUACGCGGCGGCGCAAACUGCCACGCAGGCUGGAUGGGCUGCGCAGGGCUUUGACGCGGGCACCCAGGGUGAAUGGCGUUCGAGCACAGGGCAGGCAGUCUUCCAGGCACAGGCACAGGCACAGGCGCACUCGCAGCAGUUUGGAUCGCCGUCGCUCAGCGGGGGCGAUGAUGACGAGGUUGACGUGUUCAAUCUCAGCAAUGGUAGUACUAGCACGCGAGGAGCAGGCACCUCGUCCAAGCCGGCUACAAUUCACACCCAACCAACGAAAGGGCUUGGCUCGAGCGCGGGGGUCGGGCAGUGGGCAGGCGUUCCAGUCCCAGGCUCGCGCAGAGCGACAGGCGCUGGGAGCAGCGCGUUUCAACCAUCCAGCACGUCGGCGCCAAUGCGGUCGCGACAACAGUCAAGCAUGCGUCUGGACGACGAUCAUGAGAUCAGUGACACGGAAUCUGAACACAACCCUCGUCGACGCAAGCGCGCAGGAGGAUUUACGAAAUGGUUUUGCCAAGGUGGGUGGCUUGUAAUGCUGCGAAAUCUACGGGGAGAGGCUCUGCGAUGGCGGCCAUUUGCGUUGAUUUUUGCCUCGAGCAACCCGGACGACAAGCUUGUCGCUCGAACUGUCAUUCCCGCUCGGCCACCCAUUCCGUCGCACGGGUCGUCAUCAAGAGCAUCCUCCUCCUCCUCUACAGCACACGCACCAUCGCCAUCACCAGCAACAGCUGCCGGCAACCACCAGCUGUUUCCACGAAACGUCAUUUGCAACCAAAAGUACACACUUCUGUCGUUUGUGCCUUUGGUGCUCUUUGAGCAGUUCAAGUUCUUCUUCAACCUUUACUUUUUGCUGGUCGCCAUGUCUCAGUUUGUUCCUGCGCUUCGUAUCGGCUACCUGUACACGUACUGGGGCCCGCUGCUGUUCGUGCUUGCCGUAACAAUGGCGAAAGAGGCCUUUGAUGAGUUUCAGCGUUUUCGGCGAGACCGCCAAGUCAACUCGGCGCAGUAUCAGCGGCUGAUUCCGGGUCCUCGAAGGAGCGCAACACCCACCGCUUCGUCCCGCAGUGCCUUGUCCAGCAAUUCUGGCGUUUUCACGUCGCUGUCCACCUCCAGCAGCAUUCACCUGCCGGACGUCGACCGCGAGCAUGUCGCCAGUUCGGAAUUGCGUCUCGGCGAUGUCAUUGUCGUGCACACCAACCAGCGCGUUCCUGCAGAUCUGGUGCUUCUCCAAACCAGCGAGCCAACUGGCACGUGCUUCAUCCGCACAGACCAGCUCGAUGGCGAGACGGAUUGGAAGCUUCGAGUGGCCGUUCCGUCGUUCCAAAGGCUCUCUCGACAGUCUGACAUCUUUGGGACGAACGCUUCCGCCUUUUUCGUCGAAAAGCCGCAACGCGACAUUCACUCGUUUGUUGGUACGGUCACGACGCAUCCCAGCUUGGCCGUGGACACUGGUGCUGCACACGCGACCUCACCUACCGUUGAGCCCGUGAGCAUUGAAAACACGCUCUGGGCAAACACGGUGGUUGCGAGCGGCGUUGCGAUCGGCAUUGUCGUCUACACUGGCAAGGAGACGCGCGCAUCCAUGAACACGUCCGCGCCGCGCACCAAGGUCGGUCUCCUCGACAUCGAGGUAAACCGGCUGGCCAAGGUCUUGUUUGUGGUGACUCUCAUCCUCGCCUUCAUUCUCGUGGCCCUGCGAGGGUUUCAAGGCUCGUGGCUGGUGUCCUUGUUCCGCUUCCUGUUGCUGCUGUCGUACAUCAUCCCAAUCAGCCUGCGCGUCAACCUGGACAUGGGCAAAACCGUGUAUUCUUGGCUCAUGAUGCGGGACAAGCAUAUUCCCAAUACCAUUGUUCGCACCAGCACCAUUCCCGAAGAGCUUGGUCGGCUGGACUAUCUCCUGUCCGACAAGACGGGCACACUCACCCAGAACGACAUGGUGUUCAAAAAGCUCCACCUUGGUACAGUGUCGUUUAGUCGCGAUGGCAUGCACGAAGUUUCGCAACACUUGCACAAUUACCUAGCCGACCAGUCAGCAAGCGCCCCAUCUAGCUCCACCCCUACCACCACCAUCACCACCACCACCAGCAGUACGAUCGGGAUUGCCAUUGCGACCACAACCACUUCGUCCGCCCCUCGACGCAGUACCACCACAUCUCGCGUGGCAGAAUUGCUGCAAGCGAUUGCUCUGUGUCACAAUGUUACGCCCUCGGCUGCAGAUGCCAAUGACGAUGAUGACGAUGAUCACACCAAACCCGCGGGCGGUAGCGCGUCGUCGACAUCCGCACCCAUUGGCUCUGGCAAGGGCCGCUCACAAGCUGGCGGAAAACGGCGACGCGACGGAUUUGAAGCCAUCGAGAUGGGCCGUCUUCAAGAGCACAGUGAUAACUCUGAUGAUGAUCGCGGCCACGCUGACGACCACGAAGACAACGACGACGACGACGACGACGACGACGACUCGGACCAGGACGUUGUCACUGACAAAACGGCCAUUAUUGGGUCUGCAUCGCGAGCUCGCCAGUCUGUUUCCAAGGGGGCCCGUCGGCGACAGUCGCGUCUUCCAGCGCUUGGCAAACAAGCAUUGCCGGUUGAUUCCAACGUUUCUGCCGCUCUCAAGUCCAUGCAUGCCUCGCUACCGGCGCUCGCCUACCAAGCAUCGUCACCCGACGAAGUUGCACUCGUCAAGUGGGCUGCCAGCGUCGGAUUGGCACUGACGCAUCGCGAUUCCAGUUCGAUCGAGCUGACCUCGCUGUACCGCGGCGCAAAGCUCCGUUUCGCAGUUCUUCAGGUCUUCCCAUUCACGUCCGAAACCAAACGAAUGGGCAUCAUUGUCCGAGACCUCCAGACAAACCAGCUAUACUUUUACAUGAAGGGCGCGGACGCCGUCAUGAGCAAGCUCGUUCAGUACAACCACUGGCUGGACGAGGAGUGCGGAAACAUGGCACGCGAAGGUUUGCGCACCCUCGUCGUCGGCAGAAAGCUCCUCUCCGAAGCCGACUAUUCCAAUUUCGUUGCGCGCUACGAUGCCGCUCGAAUCAGCGUCACAGACCGGGCGCAGCGAAUGGCCGAGGUCCUGUCCCAGUGCUUGGAAACAAACCUCGAGCUACUUGGACUGACAGGCGUCGAGGACAAGCUCCAGGACGACGUGCGCGGCACGCUCGAGCUGCUGCGGAAUGCUGGCUUGCGCAUUUGGAUGCUCACUGGCGACAAAACCGAGACCGCCGCCAACAUUGCCAUUUCGUCCCGACUCGUAUCCCGGUCGCAAGGUCUGUUCAUCUUUCGCUCCGUUGCUGACCAGUACGAAGCGCAGGCAGAGCUGAACGCCUUUCGUCGAAAAAUCGACUGUGCGCUUGUGAUUGACGGCCAGUCACUGCGAAUUUGCAUCGAGCACUGCGAGCGCGAGUUUAUGGACUUGGCCUGCGAUGCACCUGCAGUCGUCUGCAGUCGUUGCGCGCCCACCCAAAAGGCACAAAUCGUGUCGCUCAUCCGCUCUCACACUGGCAAGCGGACGGCCGCCAUUGGCGACGGUGGUAACGACGUCAGCAUGAUUCAGGCUGCGGAUGUCGGCAUUGGCAUUGUAGGCAAGGAGGGCAUGCAGGCGUCGCUUGCCGCGGACUUUUCCAUCACUCAGUUCAAGCACAUUUCGCGCCUCAUGCUUUGGCACGGGCGCAAUAGCUACAAGCGAUCCGCUGCACUUGCGCAGUUUGUCAUCCAUCGAGGUCUGAUUAUUUCAAUCAUCCAGGCAGUGUUUUCUGCGCUCUUUUACUUUGCCGCUGUCGCCCUGUAUCAGGGCUUGCUGAUGGUCGGGUACGCCACAGUCUACACCAUGGCUCCGGUCUUUUCCCUUGUUGCUGACACGGACGUGUCUUCGGAAAUUGCCAUGACGUUUCCCGAGCUCUACAAGGAUCUUACAAAGGGUCGCGUGCUUUCGUUCAAGACCUUCUUCAUUUGGGUUCUUAUCAGUGUUUACCAAGGCGGCUGCAUCAUGUACGGAGCCAUGUUCAUGUUUGAGGAGCAGCUCGUUCAUAUCACGGCCAUCACCUUCACUGCUCUGAUUCUGACCGAGUACUUGAUGGUAGCGCUUUCCAUCAACACCUGGCACUGGAUGAUGAUUGUCUCGGAAGUUGGCAGUUUGUUCGUUUAUGUUGGCUCGCUCGUCUUCCUUCAAGACUACUUUGAUCUGAACUUUAUCCAAAGCUGGACUUUCCUCUGGAAGGUGACGCUGAUUACACUCGUGAGCUGUGUUCCGCUCUACAUAAUCAAGUUCCUGAAGCGCAAAUUUGCUCCCCCAAUUUACUCCAAGUUGCGAUGAUUUGUUUUCCAGCGCGAUUUCUCGUUCUUGAUUGUGUUUUGAAAUUUGUACGUUCAUUUUAAUCUGGUUUCGUUACA